AUGCCGAUCCGAUCUAGUCCUUUCUUCUUCAAUAUGGAGAGCUCGGCUGUGCUCUCGCUCUUGCGGCACACCACGGGUAAUUCCACGGAUUCUAAACAUUCCAAGAAAUCAUCAGGAAGCAUCGGUGGUGGGGUACUAAAAAUGUUCAAGCUCUUACCAAUGCUAUCAUCUGGUUGCAAGAUGGUAAACUUGUUAAGUCGAGGGCAUCGAAAACCUUUACUUAAAGACUUUGCAACCACGGGAACGAUAUUCGGGUUCCGCAAAGGAAGAGUCUUUCUUGCAAUACAAGAAGACCCUCAUUGCCUACCAACUUUCAUCAUCGAGCUUCCAAUGCUGACCUCUGCGCUCCAGAAGGAGAUGGCCUCAGAGACCGUGAGGAUCGCGCUAGAGAGCGAGACAAAGACCUCGAGGAAGAAGGUUUUGGAGGAGUACGUGUGGGGAAUUUACUGUAACGGACGGAAAAUCGGGUAUUCGAUAAGGAGAAAGAACAUGAGUGAGGAAGAAAUGUAUGUGAUUGAUGCAUUGAGAGGUGUUUCAAUGGGGGCUGGUGUUUUACCAUGCAAGAACCAACAUGAUCAAGAGGCAGAAGGAGAAAUGACUUACAUGAGAGCUCGAUUCGACCGAGUGAUUGGUUCUAAGGACUCUGAAGCAUUGUAUAUGAUCAACCCGGAAGGUAGUGGUCAGGGAACAGAGCUUAGUAUCUUCUUUCUUAGGUCUCAUUAA
This is a messenger RNA of Arabis nemorensis, 723 nucleotides long. NCBI's taxonomy places the organism in Eukaryota, Viridiplantae, Streptophyta, Magnoliopsida, Brassicales, Brassicaceae. The record is from the annotation of a GenBank genome assembly.